AUGCAAGAACUUCCAGAUUGCUUGUACGAGGGAAAGCAACCAACCUUAGUCACUCCAUCUUCUCCCACACUAAAUCACUCUCUCUACCUUUCCAACCUCGACGACCAUCAUUUUCUCAGAUUCUCUAUCAAGUACCUCUACCUUUUCCAAAAAUCUCUCUCCGCUCUAACCCUCAAAGAUUCUUUAUCUAGGGUUCUAGUCGAUUACUACCCGUUAGCUGGUCGGAUCAAGCUCUCCGAUGACGAGACCAAGCUCAAGGUUGACUGUAGUGGGGAGGGAGCAAUUUUUGCCGAAGCUUCCAUGGAUAUAACUUGUCAAGAGUUUCUUCAGAUGUCACGCAAACCAAACAACUCUUGGAGGAAGCUCUUGUUUAAGGUUGAAACUCGAGGUUUCUUGGAUAUCCCUCCUCUUCUCAUACAGGUAACGCAUCUUCGUUGCGGAGUUCCUACAUGCAUGGGCUCAUGCCAACACCACCAGUGCUCCUCUUCCGAUCCAACCGUUCCACUCUCGACACAUGUUAGCACCACGAGAUCCACCGCAUGUCACACACACUCACAUCCCGGUUUCACCCGAACAACCGUAGACAAAAACUCCACCACCUUCAGCAUUUGCAAGUAUUUACAGUCUCAACCACUUGUUCCUACCACUCUAACCUUCACACCAUCCAUUAUCCUACGCUUAAAGAAAACAUGCGCUGAUCCCUCUCUAGAAUGUACCACGUUCGAGGCACUAGCAGCUCACACGUGGUGCUCUUGGGCUCGAUCUCUUGGCUUUCCGUUGACCAUGCAGGUCAAACUUUUGUUCUCUGUCAAUAUGAGGAAAAAACUGACUCCACAACUUCCCCAAGGGUAUUAUGGUAAUGGAUUCGUGCUAGCUUGCGCCGAGAGCAAAGUGCAAGACCUAGUUAAUGGUAAUAUUUACCACCCGGUAAAAUUAAUACAAGACGCGAAAGCGAGAAUCACUGACGAAUAUGUAAGAUCAACAAUUGAUUUACUUGAGGAUAAAACGGUAAAAACAGAUGUCUCAAGCAGUUUGGUUAUUUCACAAUGGGCGAGAUUGGGACUAGAGGAGUUGAAUUUUGGAGAAGGAAAACCAAUGUAUAUGGGUUCUUUGGUGAGUAACAUCUACUGUUUAUUUUUACCAGUGGCGGGAAACUGUGAUGCCAUUAGGGUUCAGGUGUCGUUGCCGAAGGAUAUUUUGAGGAGGCUGGAGUAUUACAUGGUGAAUUUUCUUGACGAAAAAUGUAAGAUAGAAGCUAAAACUAUGGCAUAA
Eruca vesicaria subsp. sativa (arugula) is the source of this 1272-nucleotide messenger RNA. Lineage: Eukaryota; Viridiplantae; Streptophyta; Magnoliopsida; Brassicales; Brassicaceae. The record is from the annotation of a GenBank genome assembly.